AUGGAUCCUCAAGAGCGUCUCAACAUGCUCUACUCUGGAGACAUGCAAUCCAUGGAUGUUGAUACUCGUUUGAACCACCAGGCCCAUCCCCGCAGAGCCCAACCAGGAAGCACCCCUGUUCCAUCUAUUCAAGCUGAGCAAGGAGUAAGUGAAUUUGAUUUCGACCCCGUUACCCCCGUCGCAAUUCCUGUCAACGAACAAUUUCAACUUUCCUACAUUCGUACCCUUGUGAUUGGCAUCCCAGUCGAAGGCGACAGAUAUUUGACCGAACUCGAUCAGUAUGUUAGGUCCCCCAGUUGCACUAUCCCGGAGAUGAGCCCGUUGUCGACCACGCCCUCGGACGAUAGCGGCCCUGUUGUUCCCAAGGAGCUUGUUCUUCCACUUCCAGAUAUAUGUCGCCCUCCCACGAUUCCCACGAUGUUUACUCCCGCUGUGACCAUGGCUCGUUUUGCCAUCAAUUAUUGCUCGGGUGACUUGUCCAAGAAUGUCUCCGAGCGAUUCUACGACGGUGACAAAUUCUGGUCUCGAACUUGGGAUCUCUAUUUUCUGCCCAUUCCAAAGUCAAUUGAUGAAAAGCCAUUCCUUCUUAUCCCCACUGUGCAUGCUCAGGCACUGCUGGACGAGAUCAACUCAGCUCUGAGGAUCAAUUUGACCCUCAUGGGCCAAGGAAAGCAAGGGCUUGUGCUCGAAUUCGACAACGACCGAUUGCCCCGGCCCGAAUUCAUCGGCCAAAGCCAAACUGUUUGGCAGAAGAACAAGUUGAUAGAUGCUAUUCCAAAGUCCACGGAAAUCUGGGAAAAUGCGUUGAAGGAGGUCGAUCCUACAGUUUUCAAGGCGUUUGAAGAAAAGAUCAAAGCGUCUGUUGCCACAGUCAAGGCUGACAGAGCUGCGCAGAAGAAGGCAAAGCAGGCAAAGCGUGAUGCUGCCAAGAAGAAAUUAGAGCAGUGUCUGGGUCGUAUGCAAGCCUGUUUUGGGCUACGACCUGCGCUGAAACAAAACGUUGAGCAGCCCUCUUUCACCAGUGGCCAACUGGAUCCUGUUGAUGUCUUAACCCCCGCAAAAUUCAAGUUUCAUGAUAUGCCCAUCUUCAUCAGCGUUGAUGUGGAGUGGAUGGAGGACUAUGGUGUCCUGACAGAGGUUGGGAUCUCAACUCUGGAUAUGUACAACUUGCAAGAUGUGGUUCCCGGCGAUUUCGGCCACAUGUGGCUCUCGAAAAUUCAAUCCCGCCAUCUGCGCGUCGAAGAGCACCGGCACUAUGUCAAUACGAAAUACCUACAAGGUUGUCCCGGUAAUUUCGACUAUGGCAAGAGCGAGUUUAUCCCAAAUGCGGAAAUUGCAAAGGCCGUAGACGAUGCAUUCUUCAAAGUCCCGCCACUGAAGUCCACCGGAGAGAAGCGCACGGUGAUUCUAGUCGGCCUGAAUCUCCAAAGUGACAUCAUGAUUCUUCAGCGCAAAGGCUGCAAGACUUUCCGCGAAUUGGACAUGUCUCUUCCGUUCCCAAGCACUCCCAUCAUCAAGGAGGUUGUCGAUGUGGCGCAACUGUACCGAGUUUAUGCCGAGGAAUCUCAGCCUCCAGGACUCGCUAAUCUGUUGAAGAAACUGCAACUCGUGGGACGACACUUGCAUAAUGCGGGGAAUGACGCGUAUCAUACCUUGGAGGCUCUUGUUACUUUGAUGCUUCAGGUGGCUGGCGAGAAGCCGGGUGCUUACGAACGGAACCCAGAUGGAAGCGCAAUCCCAUUGCCUCUUCCCAAUUAG
Penicillium soppii is the source of this 1758-nucleotide messenger RNA. RefSeq lists its product as uncharacterized. NCBI's taxonomy places the organism in Eukaryota, Fungi, Ascomycota, Eurotiomycetes, Eurotiales, Aspergillaceae. Gene Ontology annotation, cellular component: nucleus. Gene Ontology annotation, molecular function: nucleic acid binding. The coding region runs from base 1 to 1758 and encodes 585 amino acids. The transcript has 2 exons. The record is from RefSeq and is a predicted model, not a curated record.